AUGGUGCCGCCAGCCCCCGUUGGUGGUGAUCGGGCAGUGGCCAUGCCCACUGCCACCAAUAUCAGUGCAAUUGCGAUGAAAUUGGUUAUUGUGAGCAUUAUUUUACCUGUAGUGGCUUUGGUUGCUACAGGACUCAGGUUUUGGGCCCGGCGCAUGAUGCGCGUAACCCCGGCAGUUGAAGACUGGCUCGUUGUCGCUGGAUUUAUAUGGACAGUUGGCUAUGCGAUAGUAAACAUCCUUCUGGUCACUCUGGGUGGAGUUGGUUGGUCGACUACAUUGCUAGCGGAAGCUGGCCAAGCGGCUCGUAUUACGGCUCAACUAAAGCUCACCUUAGCAGGUCAAGUCGUCUAUGCCCUUGCAAUGGGGUGUAUCAAAGCUAGCAUUUGUCUGCAACUCGUUCGGCUCUUUUGGGUCGAUAAACUAUUUCGGUAUUUGGGCAUCACCGUUUUCGCACUCUCGAUUGGUUGGGCGCUUCAGACCAUGCUCAUUGGAUUCCUCAUCUGUCGUCCGCUAUCACAUAACUGGGACACGACUAGUGACGGUACUUGUGGUGACCUCCAUGCCGCUUAUGUGUCAAUCGGCAUCGUGGACGCCAUUACAGAUGGGAUGAUAUUUGUGUUACCUCUUCCGAUGAUUCAUGGGCUCAGGAUGCCAACGAGAACCAAGUUUGCUACCUGUGCUAUUUUCGCUCUUGGUCUUGUAACCAUAGUUGCUGGGAUUGUCCGCACCAUCCAGGUCUCGCAUCUCCAGUUCGAUCCGACAGAUAUCGCAGCUGAAGUUGACCUGUGCGUGUGGUCAGUCGUUGAGCCAAGUGUAGGGAUCACGGUUGCCUGCAUGAUCGUUAUGAGACCACUUUUUCUCCGAUUUGGAGAAAGGUUUCUCUCCUGGGCUCCCUGGACUACACGGCGCAGCGGUGUAGGGAAGAGUUACGACUCGUCUAAGGCGGCCAAUACUAACCAUUCUAUCAAUCGCAGUCAUCAGUUCGUCAAACUUGAACCCAAGUCAGAUGCGAUUCUACUCAAUAGUAUGUCAUCUCCACAAGAGGAGUACCAUUCCACGACUGUCCGACAGGGCGAAGAUAGGGUCUCGGAGUAUUCCGAUUACCAACCCACAAACCCAUCAGACCAAAAGCAAUCUCCUGUACAUGUAGUAUGA
Molecule: messenger RNA, 1155 nt
Organism: Talaromyces rugulosus
Lineage: Eukaryota; Fungi; Ascomycota; Eurotiomycetes; Eurotiales; Trichocomaceae
Exons: 3
Coding region: 1-1155 (384 amino acids)
Source: RefSeq, a predicted model, not a curated record